AUGCAAUUCACUGUCGCCUCGCUCGCUCUCUUGGGUCUCGCCUCCGCAGCACCAACCCUCAAAACCAGCGCGACUGACACCUCCCCGACCUUCAACCUUAUGUACCAGUCCAAUAUCAACAACCCUGGGCCCAUAGAUGCACUCAACACUGGGUCAUGGUACGUCACAGCAUCCAACGGCAAGGCUGUUCUCUCCUCCUUCGCCUCCCGCGGGCUCCUCUACAAAUACGGCACCGGCCCACGCAUUGCACAAGCCUCGGUCGGCCUGACCAUCACCCCUGGCGGAACAGCCACCGUGCCAGACGGCAAGGCUAUCGAAUUCGUUGUGAACAACGGUACCGCGCCCGUCGACAUCCAGCUUAACUCAUCCGGCAUCCCGACGCUGUGGCACGACGGUGGACGCUUCCAGGCGUGCCAGGGUGACGGAGAGGAGAUCUACUUGAGCUAUGUGCAGCCGGGCCAGAGGUUUUUGGCGGCUUGUGCGCCGGUGGAGUUGCAGACUGUGUGCUCAACCCUGGGCGUUGGAGAAGAGAUGAAGGGCCAGCUUGGGGAGAUUGAGGAUGUGGCUUGCAUUCACAUCAGUGAUUAG
This is a messenger RNA of Didymosphaeria variabile, 588 nucleotides long. RefSeq lists its product as uncharacterized. The transcript has a single exon. The record is from RefSeq and is a predicted model, not a curated record. The coding region runs from base 1 to 588 and encodes 195 amino acids. Lineage: Eukaryota; Fungi; Ascomycota; Dothideomycetes; Pleosporales; Didymosphaeriaceae.